Drosophila willistoni is the source of this 1186-nucleotide messenger RNA. RefSeq names its product protein FAM50 homolog. The transcript has a single exon. The record is from RefSeq and is a predicted model, not a curated record. The coding region runs from base 50 to 1129 and encodes 359 amino acids. Lineage: Eukaryota; Metazoa; Arthropoda; Insecta; Diptera; Drosophilidae. Gene Ontology annotation, biological process: chromatin organization. Gene Ontology annotation, cellular component: nucleus.
AAUAUUUUUAUUAUUAAUUUAUUUAUUAACCAGGAAUUGGGACUAAGACAUGGCCCACUAUAAGGGUGCCGCCAGUGAAGCGGGCCGAGCCGCCCAGCUAAUGAAGAAGCGCGAGAUCCAGCAACAGGAGAUUGAGUUCCGCAAGAAGAAAAUUGAAGAGGAAUUGAAGCUGGACAAGAUUGAGAACAAGUUCGCCACUCACUAUGAUGCCGUGGAACAGCAGCUCAAGUCCUCGACCAUUGGUCUGGUCACUUUGGAUGAAAUGAAGGCCAAGCAGGAGGAUAUAGUGCGCGAACGUGAAAAGAAAUUGGCUCAAAAGAAAGACGAGAAGGACCGAGAGAAGCAGCGCGCCUUGGAGGCCAUUCAGGCCGAGAAGAACAAACAGAAACGUCAAAUCCAAGCCUUGUCCUUCAAUUUAGAUGAUGAUGAAGAUGGCGGAGAAGACGAAGAUGACGAUAAGGACAAUAAUAUAGAUAAGAUCAAAACUGAGGAUGAAGAUGUUAAGCCCAAGAUAACCAAGUGGACAGAAGCGGAACCUGUCAAGAAGAAGAAAAUUUGCAAAAAUCCCGAUGUGGACACAUCGUUUUUGCCGGACCGCGAGCGCGAGGAACAGGAAAAUCGUCUACGUGAGCAACUACGUCAGGAAUGGGUCAUGCAACAGGCUGAACUCAAAGAUGAGGAAAUUUCCAUAACUUUCAGUUAUUGGGAUGGCUCUGGCCAUCGGCGUAAUGUUAUCAUGAAGAAGGGCAACUCCAUUUAUCAAUUCCUACAGAAAUGCCUGGAGCUCCUGCGUAAGGAGUUCAUCGAGCUAAAAACGGUUAUGGCGGAUCAGCUCAUGUACGUGAAAGAGGAUUUGAUUCUGCCCCACCAUUAUUCAUUUUACGACUUCAUUGUGACCAAAGCUCGCGGCAAAUCCGGACCGCUUUUCCAAUUUGAUGUUCACGAUGAUGUUCGGAUGAUAAGCGACGCUUCUGUCGAAAAGGAGGAAUCCCAUGCGGGUAAGGUUCUACUUCGUUCCUGGUACGAGCGCAACAAACACAUAUUUCCCGCCAGCCGUUGGGAGCCAUACGAUCCCACCAAGUCCUAUGACAAAUAUACAAUUAAAGAUAAAGACAAGAGUAAAAAGUAGUUUAUGCACCAUCUUAUUAAAGAAAUAAAGCAAAUAAUUUUCUAUUUCUUUGGAAAA